Molecule: messenger RNA, 1477 nt
Organism: Zophobas morio
Lineage: Eukaryota; Metazoa; Arthropoda; Insecta; Coleoptera; Tenebrionidae
Product: muscle M-line assembly protein unc-89-like
Exons: 2
Coding region: 164-1243 (359 amino acids)
Source: RefSeq, a predicted model, not a curated record
ACCUGCUUAUUUUCUCCAAGUUUGUAACGGUUUUGUUUUGUUUUGGUUCGUUUCGAAUUUAAAAUCGUUCUUGUGUCAUUAAAAAACAAGAACGAAUCCAUUAUCGCUUUUUUUGUAUUUAUGAUUAAAAACAUACACAUUACAUUCACGAAGAACUAAAAUUAUGGGUGCACAAGAAAGUAAAGUCGAUCAACCCCCCAAAGAAAAUGUAUUAAAAACACCUACCCCCAGUGAAAGUGUUCCUUCUUCACCGAUAUUAACCCCCUCGGAUCCGCGAUCACCAAGUGCAAAUAUUGCACGAACGCCUAUGGAGGCUAUUUUGGGAUCAAAAUCGAAAGAAGAUGUUCCUGAUGAGGCACAGCAAGACACUUCUGAACCAAACGAUGUCGUUAAUGUGAUUUUCGGUAUUGAUCCUAGAUCUCCAACAGUAGAAUUCAACAGAACCCCUAUAAUCGUUGGUGCUGUGGCUAAGGAAAAAUCAACAAAGUUGCAGAAUAAAAAUUUGGACAACGUUCGCAAGUUGGAAAUUCAAACUACUCCAGUUACAACUAUAAGAAAAUCUUCAAAUAUUGUUCCAUCAAAGUUAAAGCAUAGUCCAGGUUCAGUUGCUUCCGAGAACAAACGAAAAUCUUUUGUGGGUUUGCUUGAAACAAAUAUUGAUUUUACAGAAACCGAUUUAGAUGCUGUUUGUCAAGCUAAAAAUAUACUGAAUCAGAGUUUGCCAGUUGCACUAGCCGAAGAUGUGCCUUCUAAUAAAUUAAAAGAUCAGAUGGAGACGUUGCAGAUUGCCAGUGCCUGCACUACAGAGCUUUCUAAAGAAUUGAAAGAAAACGACUCACAAAGUGAAGACAAAGAAGUUGAAUUGCCUAAUGAACGAAUUGUGGAAGAAAAAGUUGUGAAUGUUACAGCUCAAGUUAAGGAUUUUGAUAAAAAACUUACUAAUUUAAUUUACGAAGAUGAUAGUGAAGAGGAUAAACUCACUCUGAGAUCUACCAAAGUUAAAGAAAAUAACCGCACGCCACUAAGUAUUAGAAAUAUGAAUGACGACCCCAAAAGAAUCAAAAACAGGCUGAAAGUCAGUGAUAAGUCAAGGAAAACCGAAAUAAGUAAAAUCCCUGUUUUUAAAGACAAUCAUAGAAAAAUUGGAGUCCAGUGUGAAAAUACGCCUCCGACUAAAUUUGAGGAGCCACAGUACAAACCUAAAGUAUCUCGUUGGGAUGCAGAUAAAACUUUAAUUAUCUAAUUUAUUCAGUUAACAUGUUUUGUUUUUUUUUAACUUUUAGAUUAUGCUGAACUCAGUAGCUGUAAAUGAUUCUUUAUGCCAUUAUUUAUGUAAAUAGAGGUAGUUUUUUUACACUUGAAUGUGAUUUAAAAUAAGCAGCCUGUAUUCAAACUUAAUAUCGCCAAAGUUCAAUUUGUCUUUUGCAGAAAUAAAAGGUUUUUGAUUGAAAUCGUUUCCAUUAUUUAUAAUCUCGUU